Molecule: messenger RNA, 1368 nt
Organism: Zygosaccharomyces rouxii
Lineage: Eukaryota; Fungi; Ascomycota; Saccharomycetes; Saccharomycetales; Saccharomycetaceae
Gene: CIC1
Product: Cic1p
Exons: 1
Coding region: 1-1368 (455 amino acids)
Source: RefSeq, a predicted model, not a curated record
AUGGGUAAGAAGAGUCGUUCAACAUCUCAAAAGUCUACACCUGUGGGUACUCCCACCAAGGUAACAUCUAAGGAAAAGACAGGGGCUAAAGCUUCACCGAAGACUGCACCUGCCAAGUCCUCUGAGAAGACAUCUCCAAAGGCAUCUCCAAAGGCAUCUCCAAAGACUGCUCCAAAGGCCUCUCCUAAGGCUGCUCCAAAGGCAUCGCCAAAGGGUUCUCCAAAGGCUGCUCCAAAGUCUUCUCCAAAGACUGCUCCUAAGUCUUCUCCAAAAGGAUCUCCAAAGGCUUCUCCAAAAGGAUCUCCAAAGGCCUCUAAAGUUGCCUCUAAGGAGCAGAACUUCAAGUCUAGAAUUGUUCAUGCCUUAGAACAACUAAAGAAAUAUGAAGAAAGAAAGAACGAAGGUGGUGAUGAGAAUAAUUUGCUUGGUGGUGACGAAGAAUUGGGCAAAUAUAUUCAAUUGAUAGCCGUUAACAAUACUUCAUUUACCGGUACUAAAAAAGACUUCAAACCAAAAUUGCUUGAUAUUAAGCAUUCUUUGUUUGCAGCAUGGAAGAAGGCAAGUGUUACCAUGGUUAAGGAUUUCAAGAUUCUUUUGAUCUUGAAAGAUUCAGAUGCCGGUAGCAUUGAAGCUGAACAAGUUGUGGAAGGUUUGCAGGAUACACCAGAAUUAGAGAUCAUUGCUGCCAAGGAAUUGAAAACCGUUCAUAAAGCAUAUGAAGCGAGAAGAGCUUUCUUGUCAGAAUUUUCACUAAUUUUAGCAGAUGAUAGCGUUAUUACUACUUUACCAAAACUUUUGGGUGGUAAGGCAUACAAUAAGUUGGAGACAACACCAAUUCCUAUCAAGACUCAUUUAAACGGUGAGUUGUCCUUGAAAACCAUUAAGAACAAAUUCGAAAAAAUCUACCAAAGUAAAUUACCUGUAAUUUUACCUCGUGGUACUACAAUGAAUGUACAUCUAGGUCACUUUGACUGGUUAUCCACUGAAGAAUUGGCUGAUAACGCUGAAUCCAUCAUUGGACAACUAAAGGAGAAAUACUCAAUUAGAUCAGUUUUCAUCAAGUCUACAGACUCACCAGCUAUACCGCUAUAUUAUAACCAAGAUGUUAUUGAUGAAAUAGCAAAGGGUAAGGAUGAAUUGAAAAAGGAGAAGAGUGAAUCUGAACCAUUCAAAGAAAUUGAAAUUGAUGGUGUUAAAGUUACUCUAUCUCAAUUUGACAGCGCAUUGGCAGAAGUUGCUAAUCCUGAAGAAUUAAAAUCUAUCUUCCGCCACAAGCUUAAGAGAUCCCAACCAGAUGAAGAGGAAGACCAAGAAAAUAAGGAACAAGAAUCUAGUUCUGCACCAAAGGCCAAAAAGGCAAAGGCUUAA